UUUAGCAGCAGGCCUGGUUCUGUCAGACCCGUCAUGGCGGCAGCGUGAUCUCACGCCUCCUCAGUUACGUAACCGUACUGUACCUCCUCACGACCUUUGACCCCUGUGGCUGUGAAUGAUUAGCCUGCAGAGGCGUGUAAGAAGUUUAUGAUCAAAGUUCUGCCCGGGUUCUGCGCCCUCACCGCGCACCCAGCCUGGUUCCCCUCCAGUUGGACCGCCGCCUCGGCCCUUUGGUUCUGGUGGGACGGAGGAGGAGGAAGAGGAGGAGGAAGAGGAGGAGGAGGGACCAGGAGCAUCUUUAAAAGCCCGCAGCAUGGAGGAGCGCAGGACUCUGUCAGCAGAACCAUGGCUGGAACUCAGAACCGGACCGGGUCUGAGACGCAGGACUCUGUCAGCAGAACCAUUACUGGACCUGAGAACCGGACCGGGUCUGAUGAGCUCAUCUUCUUUGUGAAUGGAAGGAAGAUUGUUGAGAGGAACCCUGACCCUGAGACGACGCUGCUGACCUACCUGAGGAGGAAACUGGGCCUGACAGGGACCAAGCUGGGCUGUGCUGAGGGGGGCUGUGGCGCCUGCACCGUCAUGGUGUCGCGGUACCAGCCGGCCUCUCAGCGGCUGCUUCACUGCGCCGUCAACGCCUGCCUCGCCCCCCUGUGCUCCCUGCACCUGGUCGCCGUGACCACCGUGGAGGGGAUCGGCAGCGUGGCGAGGAAGCUCCACCCUGUACAGGAACGUAUUGCCAGGGCCCACGGCUCACAGUGUGGGUUCUGCACGCCGGGGAUCGUCAUGUCCAUGUACACCCUGCUGAGAAACAACCCCAGACCAAGCAUGGCUGACGUGGAGGAGGCCUUCCAAGGAAACCUGUGCCGCUGUACUGGAUACAGACCUAUUCUGGAGGGAUACAAGACAUUCACCGUGGAUGGCGGCUGUUGUGGAGGCAAAGGGAAAGAUGGCUGCUGUAUGACCAAUGGGAACGGAGGGCUCCAAAACUCAAAGGACGGCUCUGAGGAGGCCACAUCUCUCUACAACACCGCAGACUUUGAGCCUUAUGACCCAACGCAGGAAGUCAUCUUCCCUCCUGAACUCAUGAGUUUGUCUAAAUGUGGAGAAUCGUCUCGUUCUCUCCGGUUCCGUGGAGAACGGACAACAUGGCUGCAGCCGGACAGUCUGCAUGAGUUUCUGCUCCUGAAGUGGAAACAUCCAGACGCCCGAGUGGUGGUGGGGAACACUGAAGUGGGCAUUGAAGUCAAAUUUAAAAACAUGGCGUACCCAGUGGUCCUGGCUCCAGGUUCCAUCGCUGAGCUGAAUGCAGUGACUCACACUGAAGACGGUAUCGUGUUUGGUGCAGCAUGCACUCUCAGCCACAUGGGGGCAGUGCUGAGGAAGGCGGUGCAGAGUCUUCCUCCUCAUCAGACCGAGGUCUUCCAGGCAGUCCUGGAGCAGCUGCAGUGGUUUGCUGGACAGCAGAUCCGCAACGUGGCUGCUGUGGGCGGAAACAUCAUGACAGCCAGUCCCAUAUCUGACCUCAACCCCGUUUUUAUGGCAGCGGGCUGUAAACUCACGCUGAUGGACAAAGAUGGCAGUCGGGAGGUCCUCAUGGAUGACAGCUUCUUCACAGGUUACAGGAAGACAGCUGUAGAACCUCAGGAGAUCCUGCUCUCCAUUCACAUCCCAUACAGCCAGAAGAGUCAGUUCAUCUCAGCCUUCAAACAGUCCCCUCGCCGUGAGGAUGACAUCAGCAUCGUGACCGCGGCCAUGAGCGUCACCUUCUCUCCUGGGACUGAUGUGGUUAAAGACCUGAGGCUGAGUUUUGGCGGCAUGGCGCCGGUGACGGUGCUGGCCAGGAGGACGGCAGACAGACUGCUGGGAAGGCAGUGGGGGGAGGAGCUUCUCCAGGAGGCUUGCUCCUUGUUGGCUGAGGAGAUGAGCCUGGACCCCUCUGCACCUGGUGGCAUGGUCUCGUACCGGCGGACCCUCACCCUGAGCCUCUUCUACAAGUUCUACCUGAGGGUUCUGCAGAAGCUCAGGCUGCAGGGUCUCAGCGUGCAGGAGGUGAGCUCAGAGUGUCUUAGUGCCACAGAGGUCUACCGUCCAGAGACACCGUCCAGCGUCCAGGUCUACCAGGCAGUGCCAGAGGGCCAGAGCCUGGGGGAUGUGGUCGGCCGUCCCAUAAUGCACCUGUCAGCCCUGAAGCAGGCCACAGGUGAGGCGGUGUACUGUGACGAUGUGCCUCUCUACGAGAACGAGCUCUACCUGGCCCUCAUCACCAGCACCAAGGCUCAUGCUAGGAUACUCUCUGUGGACACAGCAGCAGCAGAGCGGUCUCCUGGAGUCGUCUGCUGUCUCUUUGCCAGCGAUGUUCCCGGCAGCAACGUAACCGGUAUGAGACAAGACGAGACCGUGUUUGCUGACGGCCAGGUGACCUGUGUGGGUCACAUCGUUGGUGCUGUGGUGGCCGACACCCAGCUUCAUGCUCAGAGAGCUGCCAAAGCUGUGAAGAUCCAGUAUGAAGAGCUGGAGCCAGUUAUCACCAUCCAGGAAGCCAUCGUCGCUCAGUCCUUCUACAAGCCAAUCAGAACCAUCCAGAGCGGAGACCUGGAAGCAGGCUUUAAGCAAGCUGACCACAUCCUGGACGGUGAGAUCCAUAUUGGAGGCCAGGAGCAUUUCUACCUGGAGACAAAUGUCACGCUAGCUGUUCCCCGAGAGGACGGAGAAAUGGAGCUCUUUAUAUCAAGCCAAUCACCGUCUGAUUCCCAGGCCUUUGUAGCAAAGGCCCUGGGGGUCCCAGCAAACCGGGUGCUGGUACGAGUUAAGAGGAUGGGCGGAGGGUUUGGAGGCAAAGAAAGCAGAACCUCCGUGUUGUCCACCGUUGUUGCUGUGGCAGCAGAUAAGCUGAAGCGACCUGUCAGGUGUAUGCUGGACAGAGACGAGGACAUGUUGAUCACUGGAGGCCGACACCCGUUCUAUGGAAAAUACAAAGUGGGGUUCCUCCAGACUGGAAAGGUGGUGGCUCUGGAUGUGACGUUCUACAGUAACGCUGGAAACUCCAUGGACCUCUCUCAAGCAAUCAUGGAGCGGGCUCUGUUUCACAUGGAAAACUCAUACUCUAUACCCAACGUGCGCGGCCAAGGCUUCAUAUGCCGCACCAACCUGCCCUCCAACACGGCCUUCAGGGGCUUUGGAGGGCCCCAAGGCAUGAUGGUUGCUGAGAACUGGAUCACAGACGUGGCUCAUUGCUUGGGCCGCUCUGCUGAGGAGGUGCGACGGUUGAACCUGUACCUGGAGGGCGAGUCGACGCCCUACAACCAGAUCCUGCACGGGGUCACACUGGACCGCUGCUGGGACGAGUGUCUCUCAAGGUCCGAGUACGAGAGACGGCGAGCUGCUGCUGACCUUUUUAACAGACAGAACCGGUGGACCAAACGAGGACUCGCGGUGGUGCCCACCAAGUUCGGCAUCAGCUUCACGGCCACCUUCCUCAAUCAGGCCGGGGCUCUGGUUCACAUCUACAGGGACGGUUCUGUGCUGUUGACUCAUGGAGGGACCGAGAUGGGACAGGGACUCCACACCAAGAUGGUCCAGGUGGCCAGCAGGGUUCUGGGCAUCCCCUGUGCCAGGAUCUACGUCUCUGAGACCAGCACCAACACCGUGGCCAACACCAGCCCCACCGCCGCGUCCGCGUCCUCCGACCUCAACGGGGCGGCCGUCCUGAAUGCCUGCCAGACUCUGCUGAAGCGCCUGGAGCCGUACAGGACCCAGAACCCCAAAGGAUCCUGGGAGGACUGGGUGAAGGCAGCUUACCUGGACAGAGUCAACCUCAGUGCUAACGGCUUUUACAGGACUCCAGAUCUGGGUUACGACUUCGACACGAACUCAGGCAGAGCUUUCAACUACUACAGCUACGGAGUGGCUUGUUCAGAGGUGGAGAUCGAUUGUCUGACUGGAGCUCACAAGAACCUGAGCACCACCAUAGUGAUGGACGUAGGUCACAGCCUGAACCCAGCCAUCGACGUCGGACAGGUUGAGGGGGGCUUCAUGCAGGGUCUGGGCCUCUUCACCCUGGAGGAGCUCCAUUAUUCCCCCCGGGGGGUCCUGCUCACUCGGGGACCGGGGUCCUACAAGAUUCCAGCCUUUGGUGACAUCCCCACUCAGCUCACUGUGUCGCUGCUCCGUGACGCUCCCAACGAUAAGGCCAUCUUUGCCUCCAAGGCGGUGGGCGAGCCUCCUCUCUUCCUCGCCUCGUCGGUUUUCUACGCCAUCAAAGACGCCGUCAGAGCUGCCCGGGCGGAGUCAGGAACGACCGGACCUUUCAGGCUGGACAGCCCAGCUUCUGCAGAAAGGAUCCGGACCGCCUGCUGCGACCGAUUCACCAAACUGUGUCCUCCUGCCCAGCCGGGGACCUUCACCCCCUGGUCUGUGCGGGUGUAGCAGAGGAACCUGAAGAUCUGAAGCCCGGAUCAUCUCACUGACUCCUGGCUGACUGAGCUGGACUGCUGCGUGGUUCUGGGAACGUCUUCAUCGCCCAUCGUAUCGGCUGCUGUUACUCGCUUAUGUUCUCCUGAACCUCAUCCACAAGGAAACCUGGGAACUCCAUGUUGACAAUUGUUCAUGAAUUAAAUAAAACUCCAAGAAUCCUG
This is a messenger RNA of Fundulus heteroclitus (mummichog), 4637 nucleotides long. RefSeq names its product xanthine dehydrogenase (gene xdh). Gene Ontology annotation, molecular function: xanthine dehydrogenase activity; molybdenum ion binding; 2 iron, 2 sulfur cluster binding. Bases 148 to 4428 code for a protein of 1426 amino acids. NCBI's taxonomy places the organism in Eukaryota, Metazoa, Chordata, Actinopteri, Cyprinodontiformes, Fundulidae. The transcript has 35 exons. The record is from RefSeq and is a predicted model, not a curated record.